This is a messenger RNA of Candoia aspera, 6388 nucleotides long. It is a transcript of the gene TMEM131, whose product is annotated as transmembrane protein 131. Gene Ontology annotation, cellular component: membrane. Lineage: Eukaryota; Metazoa; Chordata; Lepidosauria; Squamata; Candoiidae. The coding region runs from base 83 to 5731 and encodes 1882 amino acids. The transcript has 41 exons. The record is from RefSeq and is a predicted model, not a curated record.
GCGGCAAGAACCGCCUCGCGCACCCUACGGGCCAAAGAGGGCCCCGCAGACAGACGCGGAAUUCUGAGGCGGCAAGAGCGUGAUGGCGGCGGCAGCGACGGCGGCAGCAAGGCUGAAGUGGGAAGCGACUCCUCGCUCCACCGGGUCUUCCUCUCUUCCCGUGGUGACCGAGAGCCUAGCAGUGACGACGGCAGUCCCCUGGCUAGGAGUAGCGCUGCGGUUGUUGGUUGCGCUGCUUCUCAACGCGGCCCGGGCCGACAAAGAAGCUUUUAUCCAAUCUGAUAGCAUAAUAGAAGUCCUACGCUUUGAUGAAGGAGGCUUAUUACAGACUGAGACAGCUAUUGGCCUCAAUUCAUAUCAGCAGAAAAGUGUAUCUAUGUACCAAGGAAAUUGUAGACCUAUUCGGUUUGAACCACCAAUGCUGGAUUUUCAUGAACAGCCGGUUGGGAUGCCAAAAAUGGAAAAAGUUUACUUGCAUAAUCCCAGUUCAGAAGAGACUAUUAUAUUAGUUUCAAUAUCUGCAACAACGUCACACUUCCAUGCUUCUUUUUUUCAAAAUAGGAAAAUUAUCCCAGGAGGAAAUACAUCAUUUGAUGUAGUUUUUCUUGCAAGAGUUGUGGGAAAUGUAGAAAACACAUUAUUUAUUAACACAUCUAAUCAUGGGGUAUUUACUUACCAGGUGUUUGGUGUAGGAGUACCAAACCCUUACAGACUACGCCCUUUUAUAGGAGCAAAGGUUCCUGUGAACAGCAGUUUUUCUCCUAUAAUAAAUAUACACAAUCCCCAUAGUGAACCUUUGCAGGUAGUAGAAAUGUAUUCAAGUGGGGGUGAUCUUCAUCUAGAGCUUCCAACUGGCCAACAAGGAGGAACAAAAAAACUAUGGGAAAUCCCCCCCUAUGAAACUAAAGGAGUAAUGAGAGCAAGUUUUUCUUCAAGAGAAGCAGAUAAUUACACAGCCUUUAUUCGAAUACAAACAAAUGCCUCGGAUAGUACAGAGUUCAUUAUUCUUCCAGUAGAGGUAGAAGUUACAACAGCUCCAGGAAUUUAUUCAUCAACAGAAAUGCUAGAUUUUGGUACUUUAAGAACACAAGAUCUGCCCAAAAUUUUAAAUCUGCAUUUGUUAAAUUCAGGAACAAAAGAUGUUCCAAUAACCAGUGUUAGACCCACACCACAAAAUGAAGCUAUUACAAUCCAUUUCAAGCCAAUUACAUUGCGAGCUUCUGAAAGUAAAUAUGCCAAAGUUGCAACUAUUAGUUUUGAUGCAUCAAAAGCAAAACGACCUGCACAAUUUUCGGGAAAAAUAACUGUGAAAGCAAAAGAGAAGAGCUAUUCAAAACUUGAAAUUCCCUAUCAGGCAGAAGUAUUGGAUGGCUAUUUGGGAUUUGAUCAUGCAGCAACAUUGUUUCAUAUUCGUGACAGUCCAACAGACUCUGUGGAAAGAUCAAUCUACUUAACAAACACAUUCAAUUUUGCAGUCUUCAUUCAUGACAUAAUACUUCCAGAAGAAAUCAAAGCAACAUUUAAAGUUCACAACUUCAGCAAACCAGUUUUAAUUCCAUCAAAUGAAUCCAGAUAUAUUUUCACCCUUUAUUUUGUGGCUUCGUUAUCAUCUUUCCACAUUGAUAACAAUAUUCUGCUCAUUACCAAUGCCUCUAAAUUUCAUCUACCUGUGAGAGCAUACACUGGGUUUUUAGAUUAUUUUAUAUUACCCCAAAAACCUGAUGAACAAAUAAUUGACUUUGGUAUAUUAAGUGCCACAGAAACUAGCACCAUUAUGUUUGCAGUGCUUAACAGUAACCCAAUUCAGCUUUUCCUAAAAAGCUGGAAUGUGAUAGGUGAUGGUUUGACCAUAGAACUCCUAGCUGCUGAAAAAGGGAACAGAACUACAAUAAUUGCUAGUCUUCCAGACUUGGAAAAGGCCAGUAUAUUGGAUCAAACUUCAGUAACUUUGAUGCCUGGUUCAUACACUGUAUUCAGAGUAAGAUUAUUACCAAAAGAACUUGAAGGGAUCCAUGAUGGAGCUAUACAAAUCACAACAGAUUAUGAGAUUUUAACAAUUCCUGUGAAGGCUGUCAUUGCUGUAGGCUCUUUGACUUGCUCUCCAAAACACAUUCUGCUUCCACCUUCCUUUCCCGGCAAGGCAGUUCAUCAAAGUUUGAGUCUUAUGAACUCUUUCUCACAGAAGGUAAAAAUACAGCAGAUCCGAUCAUUAUCAGAAGAUGUUCGGUUUUAUUACAAGAGAAUACGAAGUAACAAGGAAGAUCUAGAACCAGGGAAAAAAUCCAAGAUAGCAAAUAUUUAUUUUGAUCCUGGUUUACAGUGCGGAAACCACUGUUAUGUAGGUUUGCCUUUUCUGAGUAAAUCUGAAUCAAAAGUACAGCAUAGUAUAUCAAUGCAAGAAGAUGCAUGGGAUUCAGAUUGGGACUUGCACGAUAAUUUAUUCAGAGAAUGGACUGGAAUAAGAGAUUAUUCAGGCAAUCAGCCGAGUGCUGUAUUUGAAGUGGACACAGAUCUUCAAAAGGCUGUAACAUCCAAAAUCACAGCAGAAUUGGCCUGGCCCUCUUUACUUGGCUCACAGCACCAAUUGGAUUUCUCACUUACCAAUACAAAUGGCUCAUCUGAAGAAGAAAUUGUUCUAGAAAAUCCAGCAGAUGUUCCCAUUUUUGCUCAGCUUCUUCCCAUAGCACUGUAUUCUAAUCCAUCAGUCUUUGUAGAUAAGUUACUUGACAGAUUUAAUUUAAGUAAGACAGCAAACAUCAAUCUGAAGACACUAGAAUUUCAAGUUUCUAGAAAUUGUGGUCAGACAUUGCACAGCUCCACGGGAUUUACAGAAGGGUUGUCUCGGCAGUCAGUUUUAAAUAUAAUUUUAAAGCCUGGUGAGAGGAAAUCUGUUAAAAUAAAAUUCACUCCAGUCCUUAAUAAAACUGUUUCAUCCCUAAUAAUUAUCAGAAAUAAUUUAACAGUAAUAGAUGCUAUAAUGGUUAAAGGACAAGGAACAACAGAGAGUGUGAAGAUUGCUGGCAAAGCACCUGGACUAGCUAGCUCAUUGCGCUUCAAAAUCACCGAAGCAUUGCUAAAAGACUGUACUGAAAAAACAAAAUUAAGAGAACCAAAUUUUACAUUGAAAAGAACAUUCAAAGUGGAAAAUACAGGACAGCUUCAACUUAACAUAAAAUCCAUGGAAAUCAGCGAAUAUUUAUGUGAAGGAUAUGGAUUUAAAAUAGUUAAUUGUCAAGAAUUUGCACUAAGUGCCAAUGCCUCUAAAGACAUUGUCAUAUUGUUUACACCAGAUUUCACUACUUCCAGAGUCAUUCGUGAACUGAAACUAACAACAGCAGGAGGUUCAGAAUUUAUAUUUGUAUUAAAUGCAUCUCUUCCCUAUCAUAUGUUAGCAACUUGUGCAGAAGCUUUGCCCAGGCCAAACUGGGAGUUGGCACUGUACAUAGUAGUCUCAGGAAUAAUGAGUGUGCUUUUCCUUUUGGUAAUUGGAACAGCCUAUUUAGAAGCUCAAGGAAUUUGGGAACCAUUCAGAAGGCGCCUUUCCUUCGAAGCAUCCAAUCCUCCUUUUGAUAUGGGAAGGCCAUUUGAUCUCAAGAGAAUACUUGGAAUUUCGUCUGAUGGAAACUUGAAUGCCCUUGGAUCGGAGUCAAAUCACAGCUCUUCCAGAGGAAUCUACGGACCAGGAAGUUCCUCAUCACGAUCCAGUGCAGGAAGUCAUAAGCAAUGUAACCCAUCAGUGAAUCUACACAGCAAUAGAAAUUCAGUUGAAGUUGAUAAUAUGAAGUUUAAAAACAGUUCUAGUGUUGCAAACAGAACUUCUAUGCAGGCAGGUUCUGCGCAGUCUGUGAACAGAGCAGGUUCUGUCUGCUUGGAUUCUAAUGCUAUAACUCAGAAUCAUGCAGCAGGCAGGAAGUCCAGGAGUACAAAACAAAAUUUGCAAUCAAACCAGCAGCACGCUCCAGUCCUGCUAGAGCAACAUUUACCAGAGCUACCAGUGGUAUCGCAGCAACAAGAGCAGCAGAGUGAAAAUUCCUCACCGCAGAUGCAGCAUCCCACACCUUCACACUCAGAAUGUGCUAACAACACAAGGCAUAGCUCAGAAGACUCUGACAUUGCCACUCUCAUAGAGACCAUGGAUAAAGACUUUGAUCACCCAGAAUCACCUUCUCCAGAUGUAUUUACAGAGCAACCGCCCUCUCCAGUAGCAAAAAACAAAGGGAAAGGAAAAUCAUUUCAGCGAAAAUCGAAGCCCCCAAAGAAGCGUGAAGAAAAGGAGCAGAGAGGGAAGGGAAGGCAACAGGAGGAUGAAUUGAGAGAUGCUCUAGCAGAUGAUGACAGUUCUUCGACUACAACAGAAACUUCAAACCCAGAUACUGAAGCCAUUCUGAAAGAGGAGCCAGAAAAGCAAAAGGGGAAACAGUUAAUACCAGAGAAACAGGAAAAUGAAAUACAUGUAAAGCAGAAAAGCAAAAAAUUAUCAAUGAGCAAGAAAGAUGCUCCAACAGAUUUGAAGCCGAGUUUCUUCGAGGCAUCAUGUUCAUCAUUGGAAAUUAAACAGCACAAAAACUUUUCAUCAAAGUUAUCAGCACAGCAUACAUGCACAAAUGGACUCAAAUCAAGAAACUUCCAGAAAACAAAAGGUACAAGCAUGAAAAUGAUGGAUAGCCGGCCACCAUCAUUAGCAAAGUUUUUCUCUAGUGGCUCUGGUCAAGAAUUAGGUAAUACCAGCAGUUCAGAAGGAGAAAAAGAUUCACCACCGCCAGAGUGGGAUUCAGUGCCAAUUCACAAAGUAGGCAGCUCUACUGACAACCUUUAUAAGUUGUCCCUGCAAACUCUUAGUGCGGAUGCUUUUCUGAAGCAAAGACAGACCUCACCAACAUCCGCCUCUCCUUCUCCACCCCCUGCAUCAUUGGCCUAUGUCUCACGGAGUAGUUACAGCAGUAUUGUGAACAACUGCAAAGAAUCAAAAAGCAAACUGCUUAGUGGUGCCAAGCAUAAGGUGACAAAGGCAGCCUCUCUCCCUGGCAGGAAUGGAAAUCCUACUUUUGCUGCUGUGGCUGCUGGUUAUGAUAAAAGCCCAGGUGGCAGUGGCCUAGCAAAGGCUUCACCAGUUAAAGCUGAGCCUUCUGGCUGUAGGAACAUUUCACACACAGCUGUUGACAGCGAUGGCUCUGACAGUUCUGGUUUGUGGAGUCCUCUUAGCAAUCCUAGCAGCCCAGAUUUUACACCUUUGAACUCUUUCUCAGCAUUUGGAAACUCUUUUAAUUUAACUGGAGAAGUUUUCAGCAAACUUGGAGUGUCACAGUCUGUUUAUGGUCAGGAUGCUCAGCGAAACUGGAAUGAGUUUAGCAAUGUUCCUUCCUCCAUCUGGGAUUCUUCAGCUACAGAUUUCAUACCUUCCUGGCCCACAAGUUCAGGAUCCCCAACUCACACAACUUCAUCUAUCCUUGGCAACCCGAGUGGCCUGUGGUCUACGACUACCACUCCAUUCAGCAGUUCCAUCUGGUCAAGCAAUUUGAACAAUUCCCUUCCUUUCAACACUCCAGCUCACCAUUUGCCGGGUAUUGACCUUGGGAGUGAAAACAACCCUCCAUCCCCUGUUACUGCUCCCACAGUAAACAGUUCUGAAGAGUUGGGACAAGCCUAUAAUCCUUGGCUAAUUUGGAGUCCUGCAAUUGGGAGAAGAAGCUCGGAUCCUUGGCCUAAUGUGCACUACCCAUCUGAAAAUUGAAAUUAAGCAAAAUAAAGUGACUGUAAUUAUUCAGAUGCGAUCAUGAUAAAUUCUGUAACAUGCCUGAAACAUUCACAAGCCAUUUGUUCCUAUUCUUUCUCUUUGUUCCUCCCAAUAGAACCAUUAAAGUCAAAUCAUACAAUCAUCACUUGUUCCUCUUAAAGUUUGUCUCGCAAUUAUGGUAGUGUGAAACUGCUGAUCUGAUUGGAGAGUCUGGAUGUGCGGCCAACAAAAUCUGUUCCACUGUGACCAUGGUUCUAGCUUUUUACCAUCGACUGUUUAAGUUUUUUAAAACUUGCUAAGUUAAAAAAUACAGUGAUUUUCAUCUACCAUGCUUGAUUUAAAUUUUUUUCCAGUAUUAUGCCCCCAAACCUAAUUUUAAGGAGCAUCUUGUGCUAAAAAUGCAGAGUAUUUUAAAAAAAUAAAGCUUUGUUAAAAGACUCUAUGAAUGUAAAAACCUUAGGAGCAAAAAUGGCUGAAUCUAAGAGCAUUCUGUUCAAACUAUACAUUUUAUGUGUCUGUUUGUACAUUUGUAAACAAUGCAUUUUUAAGUUGAACAAUGUGCAUAGCCAAUACUUGUGGAUGACACAAGAUUCCUUGUGCUUUUUUACCAAUACAACUUUGAGUUGUACUUGAAAAAUAAAUAAUGCUUUUUUU